UAUUGCCAAGGGCAUGAGUGCAUAUAUUAACGAAAGUUUAGGGAUUUCAUCUAAUGCGGAUUCGGAGGCUAACACCCCGCUGACAACAGCAGCGUUACUUGAUCUUUAUUCUGGUUGUGGUGGCAUGUCCACUGGAUUAUGCUUGGGUGCAGGACUAGCUGGCCUGAAACUUGAGACGCGAUGGGCAGUUGACUUUAAUAGCCACGCAUGCAAAAGCUUCAAAUCUAACCAUCCACAUACCGAGGUUCGGAACAUGAAAGCGGAGGAUUUCCUCUGUUUGCUCAAGGAAUGGGCACUUCUUUGUGACAAAUAUGUUCACGGUAAUAAUACUGGUGCAGCUCCUCCCACGGAGGAUGAGGAAGAGGGUGAACUUGAAAAGGAUGAGUUUGUUGUAGACAAGCUCACUGAAAUCUGCUAUGGUGGCGCUGAUAGGAAAAGUUGCAUCUAUUUCAAAGUCCAGUGGAAAGGAUUUGGCCCCGAAGAGGAUACUUGGGAGCCCAUUGAAAAUCUUUGUGAUUGCCCACUGAAAAUAAUGGAGUUUGUUCAAGAAGGUUACAUGCGAAAAAUCUUGCCUUUGCCUGGUGAUGUAGAUGUCUUAUGUGGGGGCCCGCCUUGUCAAGGGAUAAGCGGGUUUAAUCGGUAUAGAAACCGUGACGAACCACUAAAAGAUGACAAGAACAGACAGAUAGUCAUCUUUAUGAACAUCGUUUCCUAUCUGCGGCCAAAAUACGUUUUGAUGGAAAACGUGGUGGAUAUCCUUAAAUUCACCGAUGGAUAUUUGGGUAGGUAUGCAUUGAGCCAUUUGGUGGCUAUGAAAUACCAGUCCCGGAUGGGAAUUAUGGUAGCGGGCUGUUACGGUCUUCCACAGUUCAGAAUGCGCGUCUUCCUUUGGGGUGCCCUCCCUACAAUGGCGCUCCCAAAAUAUGCUCUUCCGACUCAUCACGCCGUUGUACGAGGUGGAGCGCCAAAUGCAUUCUUUGAAAACAUUGUAGCGUAUGAUGAAACUCAGAAGCCAAACUUGGAAAGGGCAUUGGUUCUUGACGAUGCUAUUUCAGAUUUGCCGGAGGUUGGUAACGAUCAACCUAGUGAUGUAAUGGAAUACCUUGUUGAACCAAAGACGGAAUUUCAGCGCUACCUCCGCCUUAGUCGCAAAGAAAUGUUGGACUGCUCAUUUGGAGAUAUAGCUGGUCCUGUAGAAGGAAAGCUAUUGGAUCACCGGCCUCUAAAGCUGAACAAAGAUGAUUUCGAGCGUGUGAGGCGGAUACCAUACAAGAAGGGGGCCAACUUCCGUGCCUUGGAAGGUGUAAGAGUAGGGCCGAAUAAUGUUGUGCAGUUUGACCCUAAUAUUCCACGAGUUUAUCUUGAGUCAGGCAAACCAUUGGUUCCUCAGUAUGCGAUGAAUUUUGUCGGGGGCAAGUCUUUGAAGCCAUUUGGACGACUAUGGGGAGACGAGACAGUUUCAACAGUUGUGACCAGAGCUGAGCCACAUAAUCAGGCUAUACUGCACCCAAGUCAGGCGCGUGUGUUGACUGUUCGCGAGAAUGCAAGGCUGCAGGGGUUCCCGGACUAUUACCAAAUGGACGGACCCAUCAAGCAACGGUACAUGCAAGUCGGAAAUGCGGUGGCUGUGCCUGUCGCCCGAGCUCUGGGUUACUCUCUGGGCCUCGCAUACCUGCGCAAACACGAUGGGAGCGGCGACCCGCUGUUUGUGCUGCCCACCAACUUCUUCAACCCGGGGCAGACCGAGGCCAUCGCGAGGGCUUCAUCGGUUGGAUUGCCUGCAGGCGAGGUUGACGAGGAAUAGGAUGCAGGAAGCUUCCUUUGCUGCUGGUCUCUUGAAUUCGAUCCAUUUUUGAAACUUAACUAGCUUGCUGUAAGUGGUUAUAGGAUUGAUGAUUGGUUACAACUUACAAGGGCACUACUGAUUGGGUGUUUAUUUCUUCUAUUCAUUCAUGUUUCUCUUAACCACUUACAACUUACAAGG
Molecule: messenger RNA, 1984 nt
Organism: Lolium perenne
Lineage: Eukaryota; Viridiplantae; Streptophyta; Magnoliopsida; Poales; Poaceae
Source: RefSeq, a predicted model, not a curated record